AUGAACGUGUUCCGGCUGGCGGGGGACAUGACCCACCUGCUCAGCGUCGUGGUGCUGCUCCUCAAGAUCCACACCAUCAAGUCGUGCGCAGGCAUAUCUCUGAAGACGCAGGAGCUGUAUGCAGUUGUUUUUGCAGCCCGCUAUCUGGACCUGUUUGUUCAUUUUGUGUCUCUGUAUAACACUGUCAUGAAGCUGGUCUUCUUGGCAAGUUCUUUCUCGAUAGUUUGGUACAUGAAGCGGCAUAAGAUUGUGCGGAGGACCUAUGACAAGGAUCAUGACACCUUUCGCCAUUACGUUUUAGUGUUGCCUUGUCUUCUUCUGGCUCUCCUCAUUAAUGAGAAGUUUACUUUUAGAGAGGUGAUGUGGGCAUUCUCCAUUUAUUUGGAAGCUGUCGCGAUAUUUCCACAACUUGUUUUGCUACAGCGGACAAGGAAUAUUGACAACCUGACUGGCCAAUAUGUCUUCUUCUUGGGUGCCUACCGCGUGCUUUAUAUCCUUAACUGGAUUUACCGAUACUUCACUGAGCCCCAUUUUGUCCAUUGGAUAAGUUGGGUGGCAGGAAUAGUGCAAACUCUGUUGUAUGCUGACUUCUUCUAUUAUUACAUAAUGAGCUGGAAGAACAAUGUGAAGCUAGAGCUGCCAGCUUAA
Molecule: messenger RNA, 648 nt
Organism: Miscanthus lutarioriparius
Lineage: Eukaryota; Viridiplantae; Streptophyta; Magnoliopsida; Poales; Poaceae
Source: the annotation of a GenBank genome assembly